Notothenia coriiceps (black rockcod) is the source of this 1479-nucleotide messenger RNA. It is a transcript of the gene ano10b, whose product is annotated as anoctamin 10b. The transcript has 9 exons. Gene Ontology annotation, molecular function: chloride channel activity. The coding region runs from base 1 to 1479 and encodes 492 amino acids. Gene Ontology annotation, cellular component: plasma membrane. NCBI's taxonomy places the organism in Eukaryota, Metazoa, Chordata, Actinopteri, Perciformes, Nototheniidae. Gene Ontology annotation, biological process: chloride transmembrane transport. The record is from RefSeq and is a predicted model, not a curated record.
AUGCAUGCAUUAAACAACUUUCUGCUGCUUUACCCAGAUUCAGUCAACAGCUACUUUGGAAGCCCCGUUGCGUUCUACUUCAGCUUCCUAGACUUCUACACCUGGUCUCUGCUCCCACCAGCGAUACUUGGCCUUUCGAUCACAUAUUUCUCAGGUGAGGCUCAGAAGGAGAUGGAUGACUCGGUGUCGGGAUCCCCGGUCCAAAGUAUUGAAGCUGACUCAGGACCAGUUGUCGGUGGUCACAUGAUCCAGGCGGUGUUCAGCAUGCUUUGGUCCACGGUGGUCAUGGAGCUGUGGAAGCGCCGAAGCUCCACCCUGUCGUACCGCUGGGGGACGCUGCACCUCGCCGAGCGCUUCGCAGAGCCCCGACCCGGUUUCCACGGUGACCUCGGGGUCAACCCUGUGACGGGUCGUAUGGAGCCGCUCUUUCCUGAAUGGCAGAGGGACGUGCGUAUGGCCCUGGUGUCAGUUCCCAUGGUGGGGCUCUUUCUAGGGCUGGUGGUAGUGGGUAUGCUUGGUUUCUACUGGGGGGAGGCCCAGGUGCAACAGCUCCACACAGACUGGGACUCCCUGCUGUCUCAGACUCUUCUCUACAUGCCUUCAGUGCUUCACAUCGUCUAUUCAAAUGUGCUAGCAACUGUUUACCGGAGGGUGGCAAAGUCUCUGACCGAAUAUGAGAACCACAGAGAGGAAUCUGCCUACGAGAAGCAUCUCACAGCCAAAGUGUUGGUGUUCACAUUCUUCAACUGCUUUGCAGUGCUCUUCCACAUUGCCUUCUUCAAGCAGGAUGUGCCUUUGCUUCGUAAGCGUUUAGCGUCUUUGCUGAUAAUCACCCAGCUGGUGAACCAGGUGACGGAGGUGGUCAUUCCCUUCCUGGUGGAUCGCUUCAUCAGUGCCCCCCAUAGGACAGAGAGUGAAGACGACCCCCCGGAGGACAAAUUCAGGAACCAAAGCACCCUGCCUGCUUUCCCUGGCUUGUUUGCAGAGUACAUCGAGCUCCUGGUGCAGUUUGGGUACUUGAGUCUUUUCUCCUGUGUGUAUCCUCUGACGGCCGUACUCUUGCUCAUUAAUAACCUAACAGAGAUCCGAUCGGACGCCUACAAGAUCUGUAAACUCUUCCGGAAACCCUUCACCCCUCCUGUGGCCAGCAUGGGAGUAUGGCGGAUUGCCUUCGAGGUCCUGAGUUUUGCCUCUGUUGUGACCAACUGCUGGCUGUUGAUGCUGUCACCUUGGUUACAAGAGCUUUGUCAGGAGAGGGGGUUGACCGGCACAAACAUCCUUAUGUUGGCUGUUUUAGUCGAGCACUUGCUGAUCUUGGUUAAGGUGGUUUUGGCGGUUCUGAUCCCCGAUGAGCCGGACUGGAUCCGGAAAAAGAUUGAGCAUAUUGAGUUCACAUCCAUGCAGGCCUUGAGAGAGCAGGUAAACCCUCCACCAUAUAUUUCAUUAUUCAUCAUUUUGGUGGUCUUUAACAUAUUGUAG